AUGCAUGCAAAUCGAAGUGCAUUGGAAAAACUAAAAGCACUUAAAAGUGCUAAAAAUCAGGUAAAAGAGGAAAUAGAAAAGCAAGAAACUAUCAUCAUCGAUCUAGAAGAAAAUAUAGAUGAAGCAUCGUUUGCAGUUCAACAUUUUUUCCGUGAAAUUGGUCAAAUAUAUGAAGCUAUUUUAGAACUUAAAGAAGACACAGACAAAUUGAGAUUGCCAAAUGUACACCAAAUGUCAAGUAUUAUCAGUCGUCUUGUUGCUGAUGGACACCAAUUAGAGCUAAUUGAUGGUGAAAGCUUUUAUAUGCCUUACAAGUGGAUAAAAACAAUCCUGCAAAAGGUUGACAUAUGUAUUGAGUCCAGUAAAGUUAUGACACUAGGCGUUUUAGGUCUGCAAAGUUCUGGAAAGUCAGCUCUUUUGAACACGAUGUUCGGAUCUCAGUUUUCAUCUAGAACCGGUAGGUGCACUAGAGGAAUACAUGUUCAGCUCAUUCCUACAAAAACUGAACAAAUUUGCAAAUUUUCUUCCGUGUUUAGCUAUGUACUUAUUGUGGACACAGAAGGCCUGAGGUCACCUGAGUUAAGUCAUAUGCAGCAUGAACAUAACAAUGAAUUGGCUACUGUAAUAACCGGUGUAGCUGAUAUCACAAUGUUAAACAUAAUGGGAGAAAAUACGAGCGAAAUACGGGAUAUUCUGCAAGUGAUUGUUCAUGCCUUUCUGAGAUUGAAAAUGACAAAUGAAAAAUUAGAUAUCAGGAAAAGUUGCGCAUUUAUACAUCAAAAUGUCACUGACACGUCCGCAUCAGAAAAUAUGGUAAGUGGAUUAAGCAAAUUAAUACAGACUUUGGAUGAAAUGACAAAAGAAUCGGCGAGAAGUGAAGGAAAACUUGAUAUUACUACUUUUAACCAGGUUAUUGAAUUUGAUAUUAAUAAUCAAGUCUGGUAUCUGAAGAAUUUAUUGCAAGGAAAUCCACCUAUGGCGAGAGUAAAUAAUGAAUACAGCGAAACAGUUGUGGAUAUAAAAUGCAAAAUGUUGAAGAAGGCUUUGACAAUGAAGAACAAAUCUUACAAAUCAUUGAACGAUAUAAUUGAACAAGCACAUAGUUUAUGGAAGGGUGUUCUCAAUGAAGAUUAUGUUUUCUCUUUCAGAAAUAGCCUUGAAAUUAAGGCUUAUAUGGAAAUGGAGUCGUUUGUUCAGGCUGAACUUUGGCGGCUUGAAAGCCUUACUCAACAUGUAGAAAAAUGUCAAAUGAAAAGAUCAUUAGAAAUCCCAACAUUAACUUGUCAAAGAAAGCAUGAAGAGGAACUCAGAAAAAGAUCAAUGGAAGUUGCAAACCAGUACAAAGGUCACGCAAUAACUAGCAAGAAAAUAGAUGACCUGUUCAGUGAUAUUUGGGAAACAUUUCUCAAAAGAGUUGAUACUUCUCCAACAAGUACAGAGAAACACAGAAAACAAAUGCGGAUCAUAUUUCGAACAUGCCUUGACAAUAUAUUUAAGAAGAAUCAUGCUUUGCUUAAGGAAGCUUUGCAAGAAUCUGGCGAUUUAACGCCAUUGUCAAAUGUGAAACAGUUAGCUAACUCGUUUGGUGAAACAAGGAUAAAUAAUACAGAUAUAAGCUUAACAUUAAUACAAAAGGCAAAAUCAGCAGUUGGAUGGUUCGAUACAAUGAAAGAUGUCGAAAACAGGGUUAACGAAAUUUUUGCAUCAGUUGAUGGAAAAAUUAAAGAGCUUUGCGAAGUUAACUAUGAAGUAACAGUAAUGUCUGUUAAUAAAUUAAUGCAUGAGCUUGACUCUAGUAUACAUGCAAUCUUAGAAAGAGAAAGUAAAUAUUAUUUAAAAUUGACAUUUUAUGUGAAAAUCUAUGUACAUGUUAGUAGGCAUGUCCAUCCAGUUUUCGAAAGUCAUAAUGAAAAGUAUUUCAAAACGCAUGCCACUGCAAUUCUUCAUGAAAAAUAUAGAGAACAACAAAAAAUUAGUUUUGAAUCUCAUUUGCGAUGCCGCCAAUUUGAAGAUAUUGUCGCAACUCUUUUUGCUAAUGUCAUAGAAAGUUUUGCAAAAGAAUGGACAUCUCAAAGUAUGCCAAACAAGGUAACGGAUGAAUUACUGUCUCUUCUUCCGAAGGUCAAAGAUAGAGUCAUAAUAGAAAUAUGCAUAGAUCUUUUGAAGGGAGGAAAUUUUAAAAAUUGUGUCAAAUAUAUUGAUGAUCCACAUAUAUAUGCUAGUACAUGGAUAACUGAAAAGGCAAAUCAGUAUCUUGAUGAUCCAAAGUUUCCUAUUAUUGCUAGUACUGCAUCCUCAUUGCUUAAAAAAUUCUUCGGCACUGUCAAUAAAUGUGUACGACAGGUCAAAAUGAAAUAUGAUGGGAAAUCUCCGCCCUCUAUUGAAACAUGGUUAGAAUCUUUUCAAAGCUUUAUGAAAUCGGCUGAUUGUUCUAUUCCAUCUGAAAGUUUCCGGAAUGUAAGACAAGAAACUUCAUAUAGUAUUCAAAAUGUAGAAUAUUUGACAACUACAAUUUUAGAUCAUUUGAGCAAAUCUGAAGAGAAUCUUGCUGCUAAAUUCAAAUCACAGACGAGCCAAACAAUUACAUGGGCAUCUUUUAAUCCAAUAUCUCGCAUAUUAAAAAAAAUUUGGGGAUGUCAAGAACAAUGCCCAUUUUGUGGAGAACCAUGUGCCAAGGGUCAGGACCAUGGGGACUCUAAUCAUUAUAGUAUACAACAUCGCCCUUUAUGUUGCAGGGGUAUUCGUAACUAUGACACGCACAAUGCAUGUUUAUCAUCAUGCGAGUUUGAUAUUCAGUCAAAUUUAUCAUAUACGUGCGGAGUUUUCAAUUACAUUUGUCAUGCCGAAAAAAGAAAAGAUUGUGGUAAAUCACAUUUUUUUAGGGACUACAAAACAUACCUUCCAAAUUGGGACAUAGCACCAACAUCUAAUAUGCAUGACUCAUCUAAAUAUUGGAUGUGGUUUGUAGCGACAUACAAAGAUGAACUUAAAAAUCAUUAUAAUUAUAAAAUUGAUCAUAUUCCUUCUUCAUGGAAAAAUAUCACCAAAUCAGAGGCAGAACAGAGUCUGGAAAAAAUAUACUCUGCUUAA
Ruditapes philippinarum (Manila clam) is the source of this 3090-nucleotide messenger RNA. RefSeq names its product interferon-induced very large GTPase 1-like. The coding region runs from base 1 to 3090 and encodes 1029 amino acids. The transcript is spliced from 2 exons. Gene Ontology annotation, molecular function: GTP binding. The record is from RefSeq and is a predicted model, not a curated record. Lineage: Eukaryota; Metazoa; Mollusca; Bivalvia; Venerida; Veneridae.